Messenger RNA from Brettanomyces bruxellensis, 1458 nucleotides. RefSeq lists its product as uncharacterized. The transcript has a single exon. The record is from RefSeq and is a predicted model, not a curated record. Lineage: Eukaryota; Fungi; Ascomycota; Pichiomycetes; Pichiales; Pichiaceae. Bases 1 to 1458 code for a protein of 485 amino acids.
AUGCAAGUUUUUGGUCUUUUUAAAAGCAUUAGAAUUCCGGUAGGAAUUAGAUUUUUCAGUGAUGGAGUUUCUCUACGCAAUACGCAAGAGUGUUUCCCGGGGAAGACUGAUACUAUUCAUCCGUUGAAGAAUAUACUAAUACCAGAGAGGUUAAAAGUUGGUGUGAAUACAGUUUUGGAGGACGAAAUAAUUCGAAAGCUUGAUGAUAUUUCACCCUUUAUGAAAGGCCAAGUUCCAGUUUCGAAAUUUCCCUAUAUUGAGAUGUCAGACAGACGGAGAGUGAGGUAUCUACCAAACGUCGAUGAAAUUAAAGAUCGAAAGGGGAUAAAUGAGUAUAUUGAAAAAUUGACAAUUUAUCGAUACCAAAGUUCAGCUGGAGAUUUCAUUAAUAAAACCCUUCUGAAAAUUGUUCAAUCCGUUCCUGAGUUUUUGACUAAGCAAUCAUUUUUGUUAAUUGUUCUUUACUUUCAUUUCAUGGUCAGAGACGACUUGGCAGGGGAAAUAUUUAAGAUAAUGGAUAAACAUACUGAUGUUAACCAUGAUGUUGAUUUUGAUAAUGCAUUGCUUUCUGUUUCAUUAUACAAUUCAAACUAUAUUCCCCGUUUGAAACGACUUGAGAAGAUGAAAAAUAACAAUACCCUGGCAAAUACCAACACCUGGUACUAUAUCUUUAGGGUUAUGCAUCACAUAUCACCUAAGAUUAAGUUACUAGACAUGAUGAACGCGUUCGGAAUAUCGCAUAAACCUAUACUACCAAGUGCGAUAUUCUGCUUAUCUGAAGUAUGCACCCCAGAGGAAUUAUUAGAAUACUUCGAAAGGUCUGGAAUCAAUGAGAACACAAUGACGCCAUUUCAAUUAAACAAAUUAUUGAGAUGCUAUUUGAAACAUGAAAGAGUGAAUGAGGCAUGGUCUUUAAUUAACACGAAAUUUGAAGUCAACAGAAAAUCCUUAAAUGGUGGAUCUUUUGUCGUUUUUAUCGAUUAUUUUGCCGGUAAAAGAGAAUUAUACAAUUGCAUUGCAUUCAACAAUCUUUUUCCGAAGAGAUUUAAUAUAAAAACCACACAGUUCCUUGCACAUGAAUUUUUGAAUCAAUAUCUUCUUCACAUACCUUAUUUUAGAAACUGGAAUCAUCUUGUACAUAUUAUGGUCUACAUUUUGACGGCUGAAUCCCGAAACCCCACCUUUCUUACUCGUAAGACCAUUGAUAGGUUAACUGCUUAUGCAAAGUUGAAUGGAGAUGAAAAUUUCAAACCUACAGAGUAUAACAAUUCUGAUUUCCUCAUGCGCCACAAACUUUUUAAUAACCUCAGAUGGCCUUCAGAUUCUGUAAAAUCGGAUUUCCUACCUAUCGGAUUGGAUGAUCAAUCAACAUCAUUUAAAGAAGCGGCAUCGAUGGUAGAAAUUGGAUUAAAUAAAUCCAAUAUCAACCCUACAGACAUAUUAGGCAAAAGAUCCUAA